Acaulospora morrowiae is the source of this 635-nucleotide messenger RNA. The record is from the annotation of a GenBank genome assembly. NCBI's taxonomy places the organism in Eukaryota, Fungi, Glomeromycota, Glomeromycetes, Diversisporales, Acaulosporaceae.
CAAGCUUCACCGAUUCUUAUAAUUUUACAACGGAGGAAGUCGGUAAGGGAGUGCUGCUUCUACGCGCAAAGGCCCUGUUUAAGUUGAAACGAGAAUCCGAAGCAUUUGAAGAAUAUGAUAGGGCCGUGAAGAUCUCGCAAAAGGAUGCACGAGUUUUUUUCUUUCGUGGAGAUGCGUAUCUUCGCGUAGGCCAGUACGAUAAUGCGAUUGAGGAUUUUGAUGCAGCGCUGAAGCUCAACUCCAAAUACGUGAAUGCGCUUCACUCCCGGGGAAAAGCAUACAUGUCUCAGGAUGAAUAUGAUAAGGCACUUGUUGACCUAAACAAGGCCAUAGAAUUGGAACCGCACCAUAGACUUGCGUUACAAGACCGCGGUUACACUCACCUCUUACUCAGGGAAUACGACCAGGCAUUGACAGAUUUUAACGAGACCCUCCAACUUAAACCUGAAAAUGCAUGUGCGCUUCGGGGACGAGGCGAAGUUUUUUACAUGCAGAACAAGUACAAAGAAGCCGUCGUUGAUUUAGAAAAGGCACUCGCCAUAGAACCAAAUAACGCCUGGGCGCUCGGCGUAUGCGGUCAUUCCUAUUGGGUGAUUGAUCGCAAUCACGACGCGAUCAUAUUUUUGAACAAAGCA